AUGCAGAUUCAAGCCUUCUUCGCCCUGCUUUUUACCUCUGGCGCUAUUGCUGUUGUUAACCCAAUUGAUGCUCGCAUUACGUAUGCUAUUCGCCCCAGUUCAUAUAUCCCGACAGACCCUGCCCGCAUUCAUCAGAAGCCUGAGGAGUUUCCUUGGCCCGACUUGAUAGGAGAGGGAAGCGGCUACAAAGGGACCACACCAAAAACAUGGUAUUACCCAAUUGAUCCUGAGGGUCUGAUUAAAAUAUGGAUCGACGACCGGGGGUCCAUCUAUACCAGGGAUUCGACAAAAUUCGACAAUUACGACCAGUGUAUUGCUCACUGUUGUAAGUACGGCACUAUACUGACCUCGCAGGUCGAUCAACCAAAUCCUGAGAAAUGCAAGUACCAUUGCAACUACCAAGCCCUGUUGGCCCUGCUUGCUGAAUCUGGCGCUAUUGGUCCUAAUGGGAAAAGGCUUAUAUCCCGAAGGAUCCUGCGCUCGCUCAUGGAAUCCCCGAGAGAUUCCCUUGGCCCGAAUUGA
This is a messenger RNA of Pyricularia grisea, 522 nucleotides long. RefSeq lists its product as uncharacterized. The record is from RefSeq and is a predicted model, not a curated record. The transcript has 2 exons. NCBI's taxonomy places the organism in Eukaryota, Fungi, Ascomycota, Sordariomycetes, Magnaporthales, Pyriculariaceae. Bases 1 to 522 code for a protein of 173 amino acids.